AUGAAAAAUUCAAUUCCAUCCGACGUGUGGGAGAAGAAGAGAGCCUUGAUCGCCAAGUUGUACAAGGAUGAAGAAUGGCCCCUCAAACAAGUGAUCAAGCAAAUUCGCUCGGCGGACUUCAACCCCAGUGAAACUCAGUUGCGCAGCAGAUUGAAGAAGUGGCGCGUUACCAAGCCAUCCCGCCAGACCAGAAAGAAGUCCCAUGAUAGCCAGCAGGAUGCCGCCGGUGACGAGAGUGGCCAAGAGGAUGCCUCUCCCAAGGCACGCCGCUCGACUGGUUCCCCAUCUACCCAACUGCCUUCGUCCACACAGCCGGCUGCAGAGGGCCUCUCUGCCACAGAGCCCGAGUGGUUCAUGAACAGCACAUAUGCCCACCCCACAACUGCCGCAUCUCUCGAUGAGCCCAGUGUCUCUGGCGCUUGGGUGCCUCCGGUUAUCCAUCAACAGUCGCUGAGCCCAUCGGGACACCACCGUCACCUUUCCAACAGUCCUCCGGUAGUGCAUCAAUUUCCAAAUGGCAUCCAUGAUCCCUCGCAUGUGUCUUCCCCAGUCGAUGGUGUCUUGAUCAGCCCAGCAUCUACAAUGGCGCCUUCCUAUGCCAGUCCCCCAUACUCUGUUGCUCCCGACUCCUGCCUUCAGUCCUCCACGCCUACCACCACAGCCGCACCCCCAGCUCCGUGGUCUGUUUCUCAAUGGUACUCGAUGCCUUUGGAGGCCGUGACUCAGUCCCACUCGGUACCUUUCUACACCACAGCACCCUUGAGCCCGCCGUCCCCGCAUUUUACCGGCAUGAUCCCGCAAAGCAUGCCCGACUAUCUUGAGGAUUCGAAACCAUGGAGGCGCACCAUGUCCGUCAACUACAGCCCGGAGGCCGCUGGCGGCCACCCUGGAGUGGACCGACAGAGUAAACACAUUGAAAGAAAGACCUCGUUACCUGCCAAGGUCCCGACACUGGCUUCGCAGCCACACUACUUGCACGGGCAACAUCCAGUGAUGUGUGCCCCAAUCUACCCCUACCCUGGACAAGAGUCUCUUGUUCAUAAACCCUCUGGCAUCGGAUUUUAG
Messenger RNA from Aspergillus wentii DTO 134E9, 1065 nucleotides. RefSeq names its product Clr5 domain-containing protein. The transcript has 3 exons. Lineage: Eukaryota; Fungi; Ascomycota; Eurotiomycetes; Eurotiales; Aspergillaceae. Bases 1 to 1065 code for a protein of 354 amino acids. The record is from RefSeq and is a predicted model, not a curated record.